Messenger RNA from Schizosaccharomyces cryophilus OY26, 2274 nucleotides. Its product is annotated as sorting receptor for ubiquitinated membrane protein. NCBI's taxonomy places the organism in Eukaryota, Fungi, Ascomycota, Schizosaccharomycetes, Schizosaccharomycetales, Schizosaccharomycetaceae. The coding region runs from base 232 to 2085 and encodes 617 amino acids. The record is from RefSeq and is a predicted model, not a curated record. The transcript has a single exon. Gene Ontology annotation, biological process: protein transport to vacuole involved in ubiquitin-dependent protein catabolic process via the multivesicular body sorting pathway; protein targeting to vacuole. Gene Ontology annotation, molecular function: phosphatidylinositol-3-phosphate binding; metal ion binding; ubiquitin binding. Gene Ontology annotation, cellular component: ESCRT-0 complex.
UUAACAUCCAUCGAAAUCGUCCUUAAAUAGCUGUUUAUAGGUUUUGGUUUUCUUGUUGUGAAAUCGUUUCUUACUGCUAAUUUUCGUUCGUCAAUAGUCAUUUUGGUUGCGUAAUAGCAUCGAACAAGUCCUUUGUUACUCUCGUAUCUUGGCAUUGCACUGACUCUGGCUCAUUCAAACUCUUUUUUUUGGUUUUUUUAGUAGUAAUUCUAUUCAAUUUUCCUUUCUACCAUGUCAGGGUGGUGGAACUCGAAUUCGCAGUUUGCGGUAGAUGUAGAAAAAGCUACUUCAGAAACUCUUCCUGCUGGAGCAGAAGAAAUUGCUUUAAAUUUGGAGAUUUCUGACCAAAUUCGAAGUAAGUCAAUUGACGCGAAAUCAGCCAUGCGUAUUUUAAAGUCACGAAUCGAUCAUUCCAAUCCAAAUGUCCAGUUGUUGGCAUUAAAGCUUUGUGAUACAUGCUUAAAAAACGGCGGAUUAUCGUUUGUAAGUGAAGUCGCUUCCAGAGAAUUCAUGGAUAAUUUGGUCUCCAUCCUCCAUUCUCCAUCCGGAGUCGAUGAAGAAGUUGAACAGGCCAUUCUUUUCUACAUACAAUGUUGGGCACUUGCUGUCCCUGAGAAAAAUUCCAGCAUUCGGUACAUUCUUGAUGUAUACGAGCAAUUGAAAGGAGAGGACUAUUCCUUUCCCGAGCCGCCCCAAGCUAUUUCUAGUAGCUUUCUCGAUACAUCUACUCCUCCGGAAUGGACUGAUAGUCAAGUUUGUUUGCGAUGUCGAAUACCCUUUACUUUUACCAAUAGAAAACAUCAUUGCAGAAAUUGUGGCGGUGUUUUUUGCAACCAAUGUUCUUCAAAAACCAUGGUCUUGCCUCAACUUGGAAUCAAUACUCCUGUCCGAGUUUGUGAAUCCUGUUAUGCUUCUAAGAACAAGCAGAGUGAGCAAUUAAAACUACCAAGGGACAAAGCUUUCAAAACUGAUCGAAAAGACACAUCUCAAAAGCCAAAGAAACCUCAGGCCAACAAGGUGCAGCCUUCUGCAGCAAAUAAAGAAGAUGAGGAUUUGAAGAGAGCUAUUCAACUUUCUUUAAGAGAAGUAGAGGAAAAGCAAGAAAAACCUUCAUCAUUCGAAUCGAAACCCCCAAAAACAGAAUCACAUGCCCGUGGCCCUCCAGAUGACGAAGAUGAUGAAUUAAAACGAGCCAUAGAAAUUAGCCUUCAGGAAGCAAAAACUACCAACGAGCAAAACAAGUCUAAUAUUGCUACAGAAACAAACGCUCCGUCAUACAGUUAUCCAACUAUACCUUCUCACACCAUUUCUACCAGUUUACAUGGCUCUCCAUUUACAUCUCCGCGUGUUCCUCAAGCAACCACUGCAAUGAUUUCUCAUGCUGAUGCUGACAAUAUUACAUUAUAUGCUACACUUGUGGAAAAGUUAAAGAAAUCUCCUCCCGGUUCGAUCUUUACAGAAUAUCAAUUACAAGAGUUACAUGAAAACAUGGGGUUUAUGAGAACAAAGAUGAUGAGGUCGUUAGGUGAAACGAUAAGUAAGUACAAUAAAUUACUACAGGCUUUUCAAAAGCUUCAAACGUGUAUGCGCUUAAAUGACGCUCUGCUUGACCAAAGGCUUUCGUCUGCUUAUCGUCAUCAUCCUUCUGGCUCUUCCUUUGACCCACCUCAAAAUAUAGUGAGCUCUCCUAGGAAGGAACUACCAAUUGAGGCUCCCCGUCCGGUUGCUCAAUCUCAUUCAGUACGAGAAGCUGUUUUAGAUAGAGAUGCGCCAAAGGAUAUCCAGUAUGAAAUAAGGGCUCCCUCUUCUGAAACGAUUUCCAAUUACUAUAAUUUAGGUACUGAUGUUCCGACGGAAAGGCUGGAGAGCGUCAGAAUACAGGAACCUAAACGCGAAGAAAACAAUGAACCUUUGGCACAUGAAAACAUUGAUGAUGCUAUUGACUAUUAUAAUAUUCAGACUGUUGAAUCUAUGAGGGACGAGAAUGAUUCUCAUAAUCAGAGAUUGGAUGACAAUAAUUUUUCUGAUGAAAAGGACGAUGAUAAUGGAAUACAAGUUCAAGAGGCAAGUCUUAUUGAACUGUAAUUUAUAUACGAUUAAUUAGCUGUUUUACUGUUACAUUUCAUUACGAAUUUUAAUGAAUCACGAAUUUUAUACAAAAAUAAGGGUAAAAAUAAACAGUAACUAUAUAUUUUCCAAAGAUUCCAGCCGAUUAAUUACUAGCAGAAUUAUGCCAAUUGCAAAGCAAAAGACCAAGAUAGCUUACAUUUUAAU